AUGGACGAAAGCCGAAGACAGAGGACAGGUGCGCGAUUGCUGAUCCUCCAGAGAAGAGACCGGACAGCUGGGUGGUGCCAUUUUAACUGCUCCUGCGCAUGCGCAAACGCACCUACAAGCGGAUCCAAAAUGCACCUGCGGCUUGCUCUUGGAUUUGGUACUUACUUCAGCAGCUUCCACUUUUCUGUACCUUUACUGGCUCGUUCUGCAGGAAUUAUUAUAGCUUCUUCCUCUAAAGUCGAGUACCAAAAUAGAGACAAUCCUUCUGGGGGAGAUGUAAACCAGCACAGACCCUGUGCAGAACAGUUUGCCAAACUCCUGCUACCAGCAGCGAGGGGAAGGGAGGUUGGAGGCUGUGAGCCCCGCGGGCUGCCGCUGCGCCAGCAAUCAGCUCCCGCAUCCCCGCUGCGGGCCCCACGCGCCCGCCAGGUUGAGGACGGUUACAAUGCCCAGGCUCGCGCUCUUUCCCUGCGCCCAGACGCCAACGGUCAUCGGAAACCCCGGACACUUCGCCGGCAGCCGGGUCCUGCGACUUUGGAAACUUCUGGAAGCCGAAUCCCCACCGGAAGGCCCCCCGCCCCGCCAUCGGCUCCCAUGGGCAGCAACGUGAGCACGCCCAGGCCCGCGCAGCCACCCCUCGGCCCAGGGCACCCGAAACCCGGGCCCCCGCCCGCCUCGACCCAGGAUGGCGGGCGCCGCGUCCGCACCGGCCCCCUCCCCCGCACGCCGCCCAACUGGGACCACUCCAGCCCGCGGAGGGUGGUCACCGAGGCCUGGAGGCGCUUUCCUGCCAAGACGCCCCCGGAGACCGUCCUGGGGCCGGACCUCACCAGCGCCUGGGAGAGUUACAUGAAGCGGUGGGUUUGGAGUGCCCGCCACCCGAGACGGACCUGGAGCCCCGUGACCGUCAAGAUCGCGCCGCCUGAGCGCAGGGGGAGCCCCUGGGCGUCUGCGGCGCAGGGGCUCAGCGCCUGCUCUGCGGGGCGUCCGCCCUCCCAGGAGCGCCCGGACCCGUGUGCCAAGGAGACCGUGCUGAGGGCCCUCAGCCAGUGCCCGAAGGGCAACCGGAGGUUUGACGGGCCCCUGUGGUUUGAGAUCCCAGAGGGCGCGAGCCGGAGGCCCAACCCAGAGCCCAGGCCUUCCGCCUUUAAGCCCCUGAUCAGAAAUGGAGAGGUCCCUUCCUUCGUGCCCAGGCCAGGGCCGCUGGUCAGAAGCCUUCACUGCUGGAGCUGCAGUGUGUCGAAGGAGGACACGGACCUCGGGCCCGAUGCCCAGCCCCCACGGUCUGCUGACCACCCUGCAGCAGGGACACUGUCAGCCCAGGACACAGAUCCUCAGCUGCGGAGCUGAGAAAAGAGGCCGCGCUCCUGGGGCCUCACACCUUCCUCCAGUACCUAAGAGCAGCGCCUGGGGCUCGCCUUCUCCACCCCGAGGUUACCCAGCCCUCAGGCUCCUUUGCCUCCUGAGACUCACCCUUGUGUAUUUAUUCUCAGCCCGCUGACCCCUUGCUCUAUGUCUGCGUGGGACCCUGACACGGUACUGCGGCGGCCCCUAGACCCGCCUGUCUUUCCUGCGUAGAUCCCGCGCUGAAAAUUGUUGAUAAGCCCCCUGCCUCCCCGGCCUCCCCCUGCGUGCCUUUUUCGCUUCAUUUUCUGGAAAAUAGUUUUUCUUCCCCACCUUCCCUCUUUGCCCGGCUUGUAUAAAUAUUUGAUCGCAUUAAAAAAUAAUAUUAAUACUUUAAAAA
Messenger RNA from Leopardus geoffroyi (Geoffroy's cat), 1744 nucleotides. RefSeq names its product POM121 transmembrane nucleoporin like 12 (gene POM121L12). Lineage: Eukaryota; Metazoa; Chordata; Mammalia; Carnivora; Felidae. The record is from RefSeq and is a predicted model, not a curated record. The coding region runs from base 1 to 1350 and encodes 449 amino acids. The transcript has 4 exons.